AUGGUGUCGACGAGCCUGGUCGUCGUCCUCGCCGCCGUCGCCGCCGUGCGAGCGAUGGAGCAGCCUCUUGCUCGCGUCGUCUUUGGCUCGUGCAACAACCAGGCCGAGAAGCAGCCGCUGUGGCCUGCCAUCGCGGCGCAGAAACCCGACCUCUUUGUCUGGCUCGGCGACAAUAUCUAUGGCGACUACCGUGUCGUGGACGCGUCUUCGUUUCUGCCGCCCUUUCCGCUCUUCCGCGAUGCGCCCCCGGCGAUGCUCGCGGAGAAAUACGCCAAGCAGCUCGCGCAGCCCGAGUACGCUGCACUCCGCGCGUCGACGCCCAUCAUUGGCACGUGGGACGACCACGACUACGGGCGCAACGAUGGCAGCAAGGUCUAUCCGUUCCGGAAGGAAAGCCAAGCGCUCUUCCUCGACUUUCUCAACGAGCCGAAGGACUCACCUCGUCGCCAACAAGAGGGCGUCUAUGCGUCGUACACGUAUGGCUCGGGCGACCGCGCUGUCAAGUUUAUCCUCCUCGACGUCCGCUACCACCGAGACCUUUACGGCACGCCGGACGGGGACUUUCUUGGCCCGGACCAGUGGGCAUGGCUCGAAGCCGAGCUCACGUCGUCGACCGCGGCCUUCAACUUCAUCGGGUCGGGCAUCCAAGCGCUUCCAGACGACCGGUGGUACGGCGCGGAGAACUGGGGCCGACUCCCGAGUGCGCGCCAGCGCCUCCUCAACUUGGUUUUGACAUCGCCCGCCAAAGGCGUCGUCCUCCUCAGCGGCGAUGUGCAUUUCGCCGAGGUCAACCAAGUCGUGUGUGGCGCUGCGACGCUGACCGAAGUCACGAGCUCGGGCAUGACUCACGCGUGGCAAUACGUCAACACACGGCUCAAGCUCUUCCCGACAUGGAUCUUCACCCUCGGGAAUCUCAUGCUGCCGUGGCACUACCGUGUCGAGCCGUCCAAAUACUUUGCCGGACUCAACUUUGGCUCGAUCGCGUUCGACUGGCAGGUGUCGCCGCCCAUCGCGAUGCUCGCAGUCCACAACGCCGACGGCCAUGUCAAGCUCACCCAGCGUGUGGCCUCGGCGCCUCUGCCAGCAUCCUCCGCCAGCGACUGCGUCGCCCCGCACGCAGUCCACCCCGUGACGUACAUGCUGCAAUGCGUCGCGCUGUGUGUCACAGUCGUGUCGCUCGUGCUGAGCCUACCCGCGAACCUCGUGCUCGCACUCAUCUUGCUGAAACGCGCCGUGUCGCGGCCGGUGGUAGCAGCCAAGAAGGCCGAGUAGAGCUGCAUCCUACUACUAGUGCGUAGUACCGGUACUAGCGCGUAAUGCAUGCGCCACAUCUC
Molecule: messenger RNA, 1334 nt
Organism: Saprolegnia parasitica CBS 223.65
Lineage: Eukaryota; Oomycota; Saprolegniomycetes; Saprolegniales; Saprolegniaceae
Exons: 8
Coding region: 1-1272 (423 amino acids)
Source: RefSeq, a predicted model, not a curated record